GCACAUAAUAUAAAUAAAUCAUAAAAAAUACUGUGUUCAUGUGGUAACAGUAUUUGUUAUUUUGUUUGUUUUGAGACACUAUGUAGCUUUGGCUGGCCUGGAACUAAGAGAUCUGUCUGCCUUUUUACCUCCUGAGUGUUGAGAUCAAAGUCAUCAGUAUCUGUAAGGUUGCAGGUAGAAUAGGUGUCGUUUUAAUUAGUUUCCAUUUGUAGGGUCUUAGGACAACAAAUCUUUAUGAAUGCUAUUAUCUGAAUCAAGAGCAGCUGACAGGUACCUACUUAUGGGUCACUAAAGGAUAGAUAAGCAGCAGGCCACCUUUGUGUUUGGUACUGAAGACUGGGGGUUAUGGUGACACCAAGUCAUGUGGCCUUGGCUGUGCUGCUUGAGAGACUAAUUGCUUUGUGUCCACAGGCUCACCUGAUCACUGGGGUUUGCAUCUUCAGGGUCUUGUCCAAUCAGCAUGUGGCUCCUGACCACCUGUUACAAAUCUGCCAGCGCCUCGGCCCGAUGCUGGAUAAAGAAAUCCCACCCAGUAUUUCAAGAGUCACUUCUUUGCUUGGUGCAGGAAGGCAGUCUUUGCUACGUACAGCAAAAGACUGCAGGCACACAGUGUGGAAGGGCUCUGCCUUUGCUGCUCUUCAUAGAGGAAGACCGCCUGAAAUGCCUGUGAACUAUGGCUCCCCACCAAGUCUUGUGGAGAUACAUCGAGGAAAACAGCUCACAGGGUGUUCUACUUUUAGCACAGCGUUCCCAGGAACUAUGUACCAGCAUAUAAAGAUGCACAGGAGGAUUCUCGGACAUCUGUCUGCUGUGUACUGUGUAGCAUUUGAUAGGACAGGACAUAGAAUUUUUACAGGGUCAGAUGAUUGUUUGGUAAAGAUUUGGUCAACACAUAAUGGCCGCUUGUUGUCUACGUUAAGAGGCCAUUCUGCAGAAAUUUCAGACAUGGCCGUGAACUACGAGAACACCCUGAUUGCGGCAGGCAGCUGUGAUAAGAUCAUCAGGGUGUGGUGCUUGAGGACCUGCGCCCCAGUUGCUGUGCUACAGGGACACACGGGGUCAAUUACAUCUUUGCAGUUUAGCCCAAUGGCCAAAGGACCUCAAAGAUACAUGGUCUCCACUGGUGCUGAUGGGACUGUUUGCUUUUGGCAGUGGGAUUUAGAGUCCUUGAAAUUCAGUCCACGCCCCCUGAAGUUUACGGAAAAGCCAAGGCCUGGUGUUCAGAUGCUGUGUUCUUCAUUUAGUGUUGGUGGUAUGUUUUUAGCUACAGGUAGUACUGAUCAUGUAAUCAGAAUGUAUUUCUUGGGGUUUGAAGCACCUGAAAAAAUCGCCGAACUUGAGAGCCAUACUGAUAAAGUUGAUAGUAUCCAGUUUUGUAACAAUGGUGACCGGUUCUUAAGUGGAAGCAGAGAUGGAACAGCUCGGAUUUGGAGGUUUGAACAGUUGGAAUGGAGAAGCAUCCUAUUGGAUAUGGCUACCAGAAUCUCAGGAGACACAUCUUCUGAAGAAGAGAGGUUUAUGAAACCCAAAGUUACAAUGAUAGCUUGGAAUCAGGAUGAUAGUAUUGUUGUCACAGCUGUGAAUGACCAUGUCCUCAAAGUGUGGAAUUCUUACACUGGACAACUGCUUCAUAAUUUACUGGGGCAUGCUGAUGAAGUAUUUGUUUUGGAGACACAUCCCUUUGAUUCCAGAAUUAUGUUGUCUGCAGGACAUGAUGGCAGCAUUUUUAUAUGGGAUAUUACAAAAGGCACCAAGAUGAAACAUUAUUUUAAUAUGAUUGAAGGGCAAGGACAUGGAGCCGUGUUUGACUGUAAGUUUUCACAGGACGGACAACAUUUUGCCUGUACAGAUUCUCAUGGGCAUCUUCUGAUAUUUGGUUUUGGAUGCAGCAAACCAUAUGAAAAGAUUCCUGAUCAAAUGUUUUUCCAUACUGACUACCGACCACUGAUAAGAGAUUCCAAUAACUAUGUCUUAGAUGAGCAGACACAACAGGCACCUCAUCUCAUGCCCCCACCAUUCUUGGUGGAUGUAGAUGGAAACCCUCAUCCAACCAAGUACCAGAGAUUAGUACCAGGUCGAGAAAACUCAGCAGACGAACAUUUGGUUCCACAGCUAGGCUAUGUGGCCACAAGUGACGGAGAGGUGAUUGAACAGAUCAUAAGCCUGCAGACCAACGACAGUGGUGAAGCAAGCCCUGAAUCCAGUGUUCUUGAUGGGAUGAUUCGACAGUUGCAGCAGCAGCAAGACCAGAGACUGGGACUGGAUCAGGAUGUGACUGCAAAUGGACUUUCCAAUGGGGAAGAAACACCCCGAAGAGGGAGUUUUAGAAGACUGAGUUUAGACAUUCAGUCUCCUCCAAACAUUGGUCUCCGCCGGAGUGGGCAGGUUGAAGGUGUUCGUCAGAUGCAUCAAAAUGCUCCCCGGAGUCAAAUUGCCACAGAGCGUGACCUGCAGGCUUGGAAGCGGAGAGUGGUUGUUCCUGAGGCACCACCAGGCAUGUUCAGGCGUUUGGAAGAUUUUCGCAUUGAGAAAGGCGAAGAGGAGAGAAAUCUGUAUGUAAUAGGGAGGAAAAAGAAGUCUUUCCAGCUUUCACAAAAGUCAGAAUCAGUGAUUUUGGUGCCCCAGUCUAGACAACGGACUUGUAGGCGUAAAUACGCAAAUUAUGGUAGAAGAAAUGCUGGCCGGGGUGAAUUAUCCUCUGGCAAUGAAUCUUCAGGCUCGGUUAGACAUGAGACUUCGUGUGAUCAGAGUGAAGGCUCUUGUUCUUCAGAAGAUGACGAAUGGAGAAGUGACAGAAGAAGCGAGAGUGACAGUGAGACGUCAAGUGACUCUUCAUCGCGAUACUCGGAUUGGACAGCCGACACGGGAAUCCACUUGCAGCCUCCUUUAAGGAUGUCCUGUCGCCGUCGGGUAACCCGAUUCUGCAGUAGUUCAGAGGACGAAAUGUCUACGGAGAACGUGUCUCCUCCAAAAAGACGGCGGGAAAGAAAGAAAGCAAGCAAGCCUAGAAGGGAGAGUUUGCGAAGGAUGACUCCAGCAGAGCUUGCAAAUAUAGAACAUUUGUAUGAGUUUCACCCUCCUGUUUGGAUAACUGACACUACACUUCGCAGGUCUCCUUUUGUUCCUCAGAUGGGUGAUGAGGUGAUCUACUUUCGUCAGGGUCAUGAAGCUUACAUUGAAGCUGUCAGAAGAAAUAACAUUUAUGAACUGAACCCUAAUAAGGAGCCAUGGAGAAAAAUGGAUCUCAGGGAUCAAGAAUUGGUCAAAAUAGUUGGAAUAAGAUACGAGGUUGGACCACCUACACUCUGUUGCCUCAAAUUAGCAUUUAUAGAUCCAGCAACUGGCAGACUUACAGAUAAAUCUUUCUCCAUUAGAUAUCAUGAUAUGCCAGAUGUUAUCGAUUUUCUUGUGUUGCGUCAAUUUUAUGAUGAAGCAAGACAGAGAAACUGGCAGCCUUGUGACAGAUUUCGAUCUAUUAUUGAUGAUGCUUGGUGGUUUGGAACUGUAUUGAGUCAAGAGCCAUAUCAACCACAGUAUCCUGACAGCCAUUUCCAGUGUUAUGUUGUUAGGUGGGACAAUACUGAAACUGAAAAACUUAGCCCAUGGGACAUGGAACCAAUUCCUGACAAUGUUGAUCCACCAGAAGAAUUGGGAGCAAGUAUCUCGGUCACUUCAGAUGAGCUAGAGAAACUGCUCUACAAACCACAGGAUGGUGAGUGGGGCCAGAAAUCACGAGACGAGGAGUGUGAGCGCAUCAUCAGUGGCAUCGAUCAGCUUCUAAACCUCGAUAUAGCUGCAGCUUUUGCAGGCCCGGUGGAUCUGUGUACAUAUCCAAAGUACUGCACAGUGGUGGCGUAUCCAACUGAUCUGUACACAAUUCGAAUGAGACUUGUGAAUCGGUUUUACAGGCGGUUGUCUGCACUGAUUUGGGAAGUUCGAUAUAUAGAGCAUAAUGCAAGAACAUUUAAUGAACCUGAAAGUGUAAUUGCAAGAUCAGCUAAAAAAAUAACCGACCAGCUUCUGAAAUUUAUUAAGAAUCAAGAUUGUACAAAUAUAUCAGAACUAUCUAACACAUCAGAAAAUGAUGAUCAGAAUGCCGAUGAUUUGGACGAUAGUGAUCUCCCUAAAACGUCUUCUGGAAGGAGAAGGGUCCACAAAUGGAACGGAAGGAGCAGCAGAGCCGCCAGCUGUGUUGAGAGCGACUGGAGGAGGCAGUGCAAGGCCCUGCUCCUCCUCAUCUUCCAGUGCGAGGACUCGGAGCCCUUCAGGCAGCCUGUGGACUUGGUCGAGUACCCAGAUUACCGAGAUAUUAUAGACACUCCAAUGGAUUUUGGAACAGUUCGGGAAACUCUAGAAGCUGGUAAUUAUGAUAGCCCCGUGGAAUUUUGCAAAGACAUCCGGUUGAUAUUUAGCAAUGCAAAGGCAUAUACACCCAACAAAAGAUCAAAGAUCUAUAGUAUGACCUUGAGACUGUCUGCUUUGUUUGAAGAAAAAAUGAAGAAAAUCUCUUUUGAUUUUAAAAUUGGUCAAAAAUUCAAGGAGAAACUUCGACGAAGCCAAAGAUUUAAGCAACGGCAAGGCUGUAAUGGAGCUGUUCGGGCUGAGAGGAGCGCGAGAAGUAUCAAACAGAAGCAGUUCAAAUCUCAGACAAAAGUAACUCCACAGCUGAUGUGUCCUCCUUCCCAGUCUACCUCAAGUAGGGCACUUUUGUCUGCAACCCGCAAGACAAGCACUGGUGUCUCUUCAGGCUUCACUUCUGGGGACUCUUCAGAUUCCGCAGAGUCAUUAGAAAGAAUGAGAAGAAAUAGACCUGAGAUGCUAAGGAAUGGUUCUGAGUUGUCUGAAAGUGAAAUGGAAGAUUUCAUAGCUACCUCUUCAUCCUCUUCAGCUUCAAAUAGUUCUGAGGAAAGCAAAGAGAGUUCCAGAGCUCCAGAGUGCUCCUUGCGCAGUGGCUUAUUGAGAAGCAGCAAUCUCAGGGUGACCAGAACAAGAGCUGCUCAGAGAAAAGCUGGUUCUAUUUCUUUAGAAAAUGGAUGUGGCAGAAAAGCCACUCGGAAGAGAGUCUACUUAAGUGAUUCUGAUAACAAUUCAGUGGAAAUGGAUGAAAAUCUGAAAGGCAAGGCUGGAAACAACCGGAAAGUCCUCCGGAAAUGUGCUGCUGUUGCUGCCAACAAGAUAAAGUUAAUGAGUGAUGCAGAAGAAGACUCAAGCUCUGAAAGCCCUUGCUCUGGCCGGAAGCUGCCACAUCGCAAUGCGUCAGCUGCAGCCAGGAAGAAGCUGCUCCACAAUUCUGACGACCAGAGCCUUAAGUCAGACACGGAAGAGCUAAAGGACCAGCCCCGAGUGCUGGUGGUGUCUGGACCUCAUUCUGCCCAGGACAGUGUCAGUGACUCAGACAGUGACUCUCGAGUAGCCCGGAAGAGUUUCCAUACCAAUGGCUGCACUUCCCAUUCUCCAGCAACAUGCAAGACAAAGUUCCUUCCGAUAGAGUCUUCAGAGGAAGAGUCCCGAUGUCACGAGUCAGACGAUGGACGCAGCAGCACUGCUGCCCCUGCAGCAGCAUCUGGCCAGAAACUUGGGGCAGAGAGCAUCUCUGAGGAAGCUGACUCUGAGCCAGGGAGCAGUACAUUGUGCAAGAACGCACAUUUGUUUAAGAAAGCAAAGAUCCUGAGUGACUCAGAAGACUAUGAAGAACAAGGUGGAGAAAGUGGUAGAGGUCACACAGGGGAAGGAACCCCAGUUUCUGAAGCCUUGAAGAGUGACGUUGUUCCUGUACCUCAGUGUCUCUUGGAUCGUGGAUCUGAGACUGAUGUGGAUUCUGAUGUCGGCACAGUGAAAGAUAAAUUGCACAGCGAUAUGAACGAUUCUCUAUCUCGAGAGAAUGGACAAAGCAGAAAAGUUUCCAGGAAAAGGGUCUAUUCCAGUGACUCGGAAAGCAAUCUACAGGUGAUGAAGAAGUCACCCAAAGAACAAACCAGUCACUUGAGGAUUACUCGAAGUGCUAGCGUGGCUGCUGAUAAAAUCAAGCUCACAAGUGAUGCAGAAAAUGUCACCUUAGAAAGUGUGUGUACUCGAAGCAGAAGGAGAAGGAAAAAGCCCAUCCGAUUUGCUUGUACCACAGCAAAGAAGAUGCUGAUUGGCGAUGAGAAACGUGCACACUGUGAAGCGCCGCAGGCCCAGCGUGCCUGCAGUAGCAAGCCAUCUGAUUCUGAACUCCAAGGCAGCACCCAAAAUGCCAGUCAGUCUGUAAGUGCAGACUUGGAUUCUGAAGGAGGUUCCAGUUUUGAACAUACAGAAAGCAUACGAAACAGGCAUACGGGCAGUGUGGGCAUAAACACGCCUCCUAAAACUCGAAGCUCCUCUGCUGGACCUUCUCAGGAAGAUCCCAAAAGCCACACCCCAGAUAGUGAGAUCAGCGUGUCUUCUGAGUCAGGUUUGGCCCAAAAAGCAACAACAGAGAAUAACUUUGAAGACGACCUGAAUUAUGGGUUACGAAGGUGGAAUGGCAGAAGACUCAGGACAUACGGAAAAGCCUCUUUCAGUAGGACAGCCCAAGUGACUCACAGUCCACAGGCAUCAGCAGAGGUUGGGGCGAAGAGAAGAGCGCACCCUGAGUUAGACAGUGUGGACUUGCCUGGACAGACAGAGAGUUCAGCGUGGACACCUGGCACCAGUCCCAAAUUAUCCGAUUUGGGGUCAGUAACUGAAUCCGAUAUUGACUGUGCUGACAACACAGAAACCCAAAGGAAGAGAAAAAGGAAAGGAAAAGCAAAAGUGGUUAGAAAAGGUAAAACCUUUACAUCUAACCUGUCCAAAACUGCAAGACAUCAAAGGCAGAGUAAAUGUGCUAGGUUAAAUGUGGAGGACAAUGACUGGGAGGAUCUGGACUAUGCAAAAGCUAACAGAGUUGUUCGGCGCUCAAAAAUAAAAACGAGGAAUCAGGGUAGGAGAACGGUGAGAUACCAUGACGGGGAGGACGACAGGAGCAUAGAGAACGCCCUAGAGCUCAGUGACCGCACCUUAUGACCUUGAGAGCCAGCACACGCCAACUGACUGACUGGAAUGUAUUGUGGAAUCUGGCUUACAAUUCAGGGAAUAUAUUUAUAUUUUUCUAUGAAAAGUUUGUGAAUGUGACUAAAUCAUGACUGUUAUUUUUAUUUGCACUUGCUGGUUUUUGAAGCAGCAUUCAGCACAGGUGCCAAAAUACGCUUCAUUUUGGGGGCAGAUCUACUUUGACAGUAUUGAGUACAUACAGCAAGAGUUGGAGACACGCUAAACACUAGACAACUUGGUUACCUAAACCAGUGAGCAUUACUUUGUAAUAGCAGUGUCACGAAGUUAUUUUCUGAUUUUGUCCAGAGGUGGUAGUUUCUAAACCCCUGCCAUAUAGUAGGAGAAAAAUCCACGUGACCUAUGUUUACAAAAUCUUGAUAAAUAUUAUGUGCAUACUGAUAUUACAAUCAUGGCAAGUAUAACCAUGAUUAGUAGGCAAGGCACCUACCACUUUUUUUUUUUUUUUUUUUUUUAAAAUCCUUUUCCCUGGAGACUUGAGUAGAAUACAUUAUACCCACAUCUGGUCAUUUUUAUUAACAUGGCUUCCACUUUUCUUUUCCAAAUGCUUGUUGGGUCUUACUCUUUUCUUUUUAAGGAAAAUCUGAUGACUUUAAUGUUUAUAAACUUGAAUUUAUAAAGUAUUGGUAAAUUAUUUUACGUUUGGAGUGCAUAUUUUAAAGAUCUAAGUCGAGAGCGUAGUUACAGUAUUUUCUUUUAGAUUGUUCACUGACAAAUUGUUACUUGGUUUUGUCCAAGGUUUACUUUCCGUUAGGAUUUACCAAAUUCUUGCUCUUCCAUAAUCUUACUCUGAAGUAGAGAAGUUUGUGUGCCUUAGAUUUAGGGAAAGUGUUCUUUAAUAAGAGAGCACUGGGCUAAUGGUAUUUCAGUUCUAUGUAGAUUUUCCUCUGUAAAGACUGUGGAGUUAAGAGUGCAAUUGUGAAUCUUACCUAUGUAGGAAAACAGUCCAAUGUUAUUUUCCAUCCUUGACUUUAUUGCUGCCAAGUGCAUUGUAAGCAUCCUUUGCAAUACAACUGAGUUAUCUUUGCUAGUGACCUCUAAUGCAAGAGAUUCAUGUUUGGGGCACAGUGGUUUUGAAAUCAUCUGAAGUGAAACAUCACGUCACCCUGGGUACCACAGCACACUUGUUUUUGAGCCGGUUCUUUUCUUUGGUGGGUUGAUUCUUUUUGGUCUCCUGUAGGUAGCUCUUCCCAGGGGGUUUCCCCUUGAGUUUCCAUGCCCAAAAGGGAUGUUGUAGUUUACACUUCAAGUGAUUUUUGACCUUAGUUGUGUUUGGUUUCAUACAUAAGCUACCCCUUUUUCUCGGUUUUUUUCUGAGGUGGCAGAUAAGGAAGAGUAUCUCAUGUUCUUAGUGUCCAAUUGACAUGGUAGGCAGCACUCCUUGGUUCUCAUGCAGGAGAUAGGAUGGAUGUGGACAUUUCCCGCGGUGGUUGGUAGGUACUGUUUCUCAGGGUAGAGAACUCUCCCACCACACAAUGGGAGGUAAGAUGCUUUAUAGUGUAGAUACAAGGUCACUGCUGUCAGACUAUUGACCCGAAAUACGUUUGAUUCCUGUUAUGUCCCCUAGGAUUUUAACUCCGUAUUUACCAUUAUCUCCAAAAAGGCACCAAAAGUCCAUAAAUAAAUAUGAAAUACAUUCAUUAGUACAUAAAUUCUUUUAGAGAGUUUGGGUUUUAUACACAGAACUGUUCUCAGUUUUAGACUCAAUUUUAACUGGUUUUUGAUUGGCUAGUCACAGUCCUUUCUAAAACCCCCCCCCCCCUUUGGUCCAAUUGUGUAAAGCAGUAUUUUGGCUUCAUCAGAUUAAGUUCCAUCAGAGAUCAGAAGUGGAUCUGGUGACCUUGGGUAUGGUUGACAGUGGCUCUCAACUUGUGGAGGCAAGAUGAAGGCUUUUGACGAAGUUUUUUUGUGGUCUUUUGCUUUUCUUUUUUUCUUUUUUCUCCCCCCCUCCUUUUUGGUUAUGGUGCUAUUUCUAACAUUAACUUUGAAUAUGUGACACACUCCUAAGUACCAUUAAGGAUGAUUAAUAAAUAAUAGUUAAAAUGUUUACAUUGAGCACUCGGUGUUUGAAAUGCGCAGGGAUUUAAUGCACAGAUGUACUUUAAUGUUUAGGAUCAGUCUGUCCUUUUGCGAAGGUUAUACGGUGAAUGUGAGCUGGUCCAGAGAUAAGUGCUCCGGCUUCUGUUGCACUUGAAGUAUCCAGUGGUGAAUAUGUAAAGCAGCCUUUCCCCCACUCCAGUUUUGUGUGUCCAGAGUCCUGUGAUUUUAUUCAUUUAUGAUUUUUUAAAGGAGUUUGAAGUAUUUAGGUUUGAUUUUUCCUUCUUUUGAAAUAUUAAUAUUACCAAGAAUAUUAAGAAAGAUUUAAAAACAUUUCCCCCUAUAUCUUAUUUUAAAAAGGUGUACUGACAAUGUGUAGUAAUUUAUGAAUAAAAAGAAAAUGUAUCCCAUUUUCAGGUAA
Peromyscus leucopus (white-footed mouse) is the source of this 9529-nucleotide messenger RNA. It is a transcript of the gene Brwd1, whose product is annotated as bromodomain and WD repeat domain containing 1. Lineage: Eukaryota; Metazoa; Chordata; Mammalia; Rodentia; Cricetidae. The transcript is spliced from 38 exons. Bases 346 to 7026 code for a protein of 2226 amino acids. Gene Ontology annotation, biological process: cytoskeleton organization; regulation of transcription by RNA polymerase II; regulation of cell shape. The record is from RefSeq and is a predicted model, not a curated record. Gene Ontology annotation, molecular function: protein binding. Gene Ontology annotation, cellular component: nucleus.